Molecule: messenger RNA, 249 nt
Organism: Penicillium subrubescens
Lineage: Eukaryota; Fungi; Ascomycota; Eurotiomycetes; Eurotiales; Aspergillaceae
Product: cell wall biogenesis protein
Exons: 2
Cellular component (GO): cytosol
Source: RefSeq, a predicted model, not a curated record
AUUGGAGCAGCUACCCCGUCCUUUUCUCAACAAAUCACGGACAUCCAGCGGCUACUCCAAGAUUCCGGAUUGACAUUUGUCACACAUACUACCGGAACGACAAUUGAGAGCAAGGACUCACCCACGAGAAAAACAAUAGAAGGUUCAUGGGACCAGGUUGUCCAGCUGAUUGGAAUGGCACACACCCUCACUCAUCAGCAAGGGAUUGCUAGAGUUCAGACAGAUAUCCGCAUUGAAACUAGGUAUUGA